GGCGGGGUAGCGGCUGCAGCCCGGGCGCCUGCGCACUGGCGCGGCUGCGCCUCGGCGAGGGGGAGCCGGCGGCGGGCGGGAAGGGCUGUGCCGUGGUGCUGGAUGUCGGUGUGCUUGAGGUUCCGCUAAUACUGCCGGGCUUUUACGGGCUGGAUAUCUAAGAAAAAAUGGCAGAUCCUUGGCAGGAAUGUAUGGAUUAUGCAAUUGCUUUAGCAAGGAAAGCUGGGGAGAUAAUCCGUGAAGCACUCAAAGAAGAAAUAUCUGUUAUGACUAAAAGCUCACCAGUAGAUCUAGUGACAGAAACUGAUCAAAAAGUAGAAAACUUCAUUAUUUCUUCGAUAAAAGAAAAGUAUCCUUCUCACAGCUUCAUCGGAGAAGAAUCUGUUGCAGCUGGAGAGGGCAGCAUUUUGACAGAUAACCCUACAUGGAUUAUAGACCCUAUCGACGGAACUACCAACUUCGUACACAGGUUUCCAUUUGUGGCAGUUUCAAUUGGCUUUGUUGUAAACAAAAAGAUAGAAUUUGGAAUUGUGUAUAGUUGUAUAGAAGACAAGAUGUAUACUGCCAGAAAAGGAAAAGGUGCAUUCUGCAAUGGUCAAAAACUUCAAGUAUCGGGCCAAGAAGACAUUACAAAGUCCCUUUUGGUAACAGAAUUGGGAUCCAAUCGUGAUCCAGAGACUACAAAAAUAAUUCUUUCUAACAUGGAAAGACUUCUCAGUAUUCCCAUUCAUGGGAUUAGAGCUGUUGGUACAGCAGCUGUGAACAUGUGCCUUGUGGCAACCGGUGGAGCUGAUGCCUAUUAUGAAAUGGGGAUUCACUGCUGGGAUAUGGCAGGGGCUGGAAUCAUUAUUACUGAAGCAGGCGGAGUACUGCUAGAUGUAUCAGGUGGACCAUUUGAUUUGAUGUCUCGAAGAAUAAUUGCAGCAAGUAGUCGAGCUAUAGGAGAGAGAAUAGCCAAAGCACUUCAAAUAAUUCCUCUGAAAAGGGAUGAUGCAACUAACUGAAUACCAAAACUUCACCUUAAAUGUAAUUAUAUAAUGUUGUCUCAUACUCCCAUGUGUUGGUUGUUCUGUACCUCGAAUGUGAUAAAAAGAUAGAUAAGUAGGUGAUAGUCUUUCAGUACUGGUGUGACUACUAAAUAGUGUUUUGAGAUUGGACCAAUAUUCUAAGUAAGCUUUUACUGUUAAGUAUUUUAUUUAACAUCACAAUUACACAGAUAUCUCUAAAAAGAAGCAAAUAUAUACAGGUAAUAUUUUAAAGUUUUGUGUUACACUGGAAGGCAUAGCAAGAGACUGUUUGAUGUAUAGAUAAAUAAAAAUCUCUAGUUGACAAAACAAAAUUCACUGUCUUAACACCACAUCAUCGUAUCGAUCCUGAACCCCAAAAGACAAAGGCAUUACUAUUGAUCCAGUCCAUCUCAUCUGUUUUCUUUGAUGUCACCAGUUUAUCCAUUUCCUUAAUUUGUUACAGAUUUUUGUAGAGGUAACUGAUACAUUUGCAAAUUUUUUUUAGUUGCUUGUAAUUUUGUCUCUGAUUUAAAGCCUUCAUUACUUAUCUGUCAUUGGUUUUGUAGUCAGCAUUGUAGCUUUCUUACAGUAGAUAAACACAAUCUCUUCUUUAGCCCUUUAUGUGGCCAGUAUCCAUGUAAGUUCCUUACAGUUGGCAAAAAUUAAAAUAGUUACUGUGCCAGAAAAUAUGUGCAUCUCCCAGAAAUAAGUUCUGAGCACACCUUCUAUCACUAGUUGAUUUACCAUAAUUUAAAAUGAAGUAUGAUUUGCAUUUGACCAUUCUGAUCAGCUGGUACUAGGUCCUCUUAUUCUUGGCAGUUACAAUUCCUGUUAAUUUUGCGUGGGUUUCUCCGUGAAUGAGUGUGUUUCAAAGUCUAAGGAAUCAUUAAAAUCCAAGAGAGUUUUCAGUAACUCAGCUGAUAAAAGAAUAAGCACAUAGUCCAGAUGUUUUACAUCAUCUUCUGUAAAUUAUAAAAGCAGCGACCAACCAGGAUCAGGUUUCCAUUGUGUUAUGGAGUGUACAGGCACAAAAGAAGAUACGUAUCUAAACGUAUCUUUAUAAAUCUAAGAAACAGUAGUAAUCUCGUUCUUGUUGUCAGUUGUUCUGAACUUUGAAAACUAUACUGGUUCUUUGAAUUUUUGUGUAUGAGUGUUAAAAGUAUCAGUACACUGUUCAAAUAAUUAAUGCACUUUAAAAAAAGAUUUAACUUAAGUCGGUUUUUAGACUGAUUUUUCAGUGUCUAAAGUUUCCUAAAGAAAGUUGUAUCAUUCAUGAUCCAGUGAAGACAGCAAUGCUUUGAAAAAACCUGACUUUUUUACUGCUGUCCCACUAUUUUUAAUUUGGAGAAUGGUGUUCUCUGCCUUGAUGUUUCAACAGAUCUCUUAUUAUAAAUUUCAGUCUUUUAUAUGAGUUUAUUUUUGCAUAUUUUGCAGAAAUAUUUAAUUUGAAGUUGUAUAUGAUGCCAGAUGAUCAAUGUUAAUGAGAUCAGCCUGCUAUUUAAAGGUCUUGUCAAAAAAACAGACUUAAUUUUGCUUUUUAAAUUCCGGUUGACAAGGAUAGAAACUUUUUGAGCAUUUCAAUGUAACUUUGUUGCUGUAAAUGAUGAGGGAUCGUCAUUAUUUCUUGAGAAGUGUCUCCUGUACCAUUUCUGUGGCUUUUGUAUAACAAAUUCUGUGUAACUUCUAAAAACUGAUUUAUUUGCGAAAUAGAAACAUGUCUAAAAAAUACUUGAGAUGGGAGAACACAUUCAAAAUAAAUAUGUUGUAGCAGCAGCA
Molecule: messenger RNA, 2783 nt
Organism: Falco peregrinus (peregrine falcon)
Lineage: Eukaryota; Metazoa; Chordata; Aves; Falconiformes; Falconidae
Gene: IMPA1
Product: inositol monophosphatase 1
Exons: 10
Coding region: 168-1004 (278 amino acids)
Biological process (GO): signal transduction; phosphatidylinositol phosphate biosynthetic process; inositol metabolic process
Molecular function (GO): inositol monophosphate 1-phosphatase activity
Source: RefSeq, a predicted model, not a curated record